AUGGUUUGCCAGAAAAGCAAUGGAGUUUCUCCUAAACUAGUUUCUCAAAUAGAAGACAAGGUCGAACAAUUGAGGGAAAUUUACAAGAAUCAACAAUUCAAGACUGUGAUCAUGUCCAAUCAGACGAAUGCCAUCUUUUAUCAUGAUCCGAAAAUAUUACUCUCCAAUAAUGCGAUUCCGAAUAAUUCACCACUCACCAUUUACAAUAGUUCGAGCAAUUCGAAUAAUAAUAACAAUACGAUAACCUCAUCAAAUUCAUCAGGAAUUAACAAUACAAUAACCAGCAAUAAUACUACGAGUACUACUACUCAACCCAUUACGAUUAUUACGACAGUGAGUCAUUCGAAUAAUAAUAAUACAGCAACUUCUUCGCCGCCUACUUCAAUUACACCUCCUUUGAAAAAUACUUUUAAGAAUCAAUCACCCAAAGAAAUAUCAGCAACUAAUUUGACAGCUCAACUUGGAAUGUCAGUUUCACAAAUUUCUCAAUCUCAAUCACCACAUUCUCCAACAACUCAUUCACCAGUUUUUGAAAGUCAAUCGAUUGGAUUUGUUGUUGGUUCUAUUGAAGAUCUUUCGCAACGUUUGAGACAAUAUUUGGAAAGUGUUGACAAUUUUGUAAAAUUAUUUGCCGAAGACGAAACUCAGCAAUUUAUUAGUCAAGGAAUUUAUCAUAUACGUGGAUGUAGUGGAUUAAUGAAUGGAUCUUCGAGCUCGUCACUCAAUUCCAAUGCCAACCAUAACAGUUCGACCUUAACUUGUAGUAUUUUUGUAAAAACUGAUAUCACUUGUGCAAUUUUCACAGAUGUUUAUGAACAAGGAGCUUUGAGUAUGUCAGAAGAUAUGGAUAAGGAAAUUCUGGACAUUGUAGAUCAAUUACAAUUGCUUUUGAAAGGAGCCAUUGAAAAGGAAAAGCAAAUGUUAAAAAAUAAAAAAUAG
Molecule: messenger RNA, 939 nt
Organism: Naegleria gruberi
Lineage: Eukaryota; Heterolobosea; Eutetramitea; Acrasida; Naegleriidae
Exons: 1
Coding region: 1-939 (312 amino acids)
Source: RefSeq, a predicted model, not a curated record